CAGUGGCCUUAAAAGUCAAAUGUGUUGCGUGAUGGUUUGUUCUUUUAUUGAGUCUUGUUAAAAUUUAGACAAUAAUAAUGGUUUGUACCGAAUGAUAACACGGCGAUGGAAGAAGUUUAAUGAUAACUUCGAUAUGGACCACCAAAAUAAUCAUGAUGCAACUAAUUCACUUUCUCCGAUAAUAACAAGUGAUUCUCGGUUGACGCCUGAUGAAAUUGUGGAUAUAAACAAAAAUUUCGCUUUAGACAAUAGCCAAAGUAACGCUAUAAAUAUAUGUACAAUAUGCUGUGAUCGCGCAACGGGCAAACAUUAUGGAGCUGCUUCAUGUGAUGGCUGUAAAGGAUUCUUUCGUCGAAGUGUGCGAAAAAAUCAUUCAUAUACUUGCAGAUUUUCACGAAACUGCGUCGUGGAUAAAGACAAACGCAAUCAGUGUAGAUAUUGUAGGCUAAGAAAAUGCUUCAAAGCUGGUAUGAAGAAAGAAGCCGUUCAAAAUGAACGAGAUCGCAUCAGCUGCAGACGUCCCAGUUUGGAGGAAAUUGAUACAUCUAAUGGUUUGUCAGUAAAAUUUUUACUCAGAGCCGAAAACUUUAGCCGCCAUUUUGGAGCAGCACUUGAUGAUACUAGUGAUGGAGAUGGAGAUUUAUCUAGAAAACGAUUUGCCAGCAUAAACGACGUAUGUGAUUCUAUGAAGCAACAAUUGCUGAUCCUGGUCGAGUGGGCUAAAUCUAUACCAGCAUUCGUCGAGUUACAGCUUGAUGACCAGGUGGCCCUACUAAGAGCUCACGCAGGAGAACACUUGCUGCUUGGUUUAUCAAGACGUUCCAUGCAUCUAGACGAUGUGUUGCUCCUGGGCAAUAACUGUAUCAUAACCAAACAGUGUCCAGAUCCGAAAGUGGCGCCAAAUCUUGAUAUAUCUAGAAUUGGUUCACGGAUAAUCGACGAGCUAGUUUGUGCCAUAAAAGAUAUAAAACUAGAUGAUUCGGAACUAGCGUGCAUAAAAGCGUUGGUUUUCUUCGAUCCAAGCAUAAGAGGCCUUAAUCAACCGCAAAAAAUAAAAGCAUUGAGGCAUCAAGUCCUCAAUAACCUCGAAGAUUAUGUUUCAGACAAGCAAUAUGAUUCUCGAGGACGGUUUGGAGAAAUUCUUCUGUUACUACCAGUUCUACAAUCAAUUACUUGGCAAAUGAUUCAACAGAUUGAACUGGCAAAAAUGUUUGGUGUAGCUCACAUUGACAGCUUACUGCAGGAAAUGCUCCUAGGAGGAGACACUGUUGAAAACCAGACACCUUCCACUCCUCCAUUGAACAAUAAUCACUCGCAAAGAAACACUAGUCCAACUCAGAUAGUACCUUGUGAGAACUCUGUUCAAGGGGACUCAAUGGAGCAAUCGCAGGACGCAUCUGGGAUUUCAGUAUGUGAAACGAUUGAGUCAGAAGAUGGACACAACCUAAUGACGCCGACGCUGAUUGAGGACAUUAGUAACUACAACAUUUCUUCAGUAGAGAAUACUUUUCAGCGAGAAGAUAAUAUUCAAAAUUGCAUUCAUCAUACGAGUGAUGGUCUAUAUAAUAAUCUAUACAUUUCAUCGCCAACUACCGGAGCGCAUUACGCACACAGUUCGGUUGAUCGACAUUCACAAACAAACUUAUUGUUACCUGUUAAUCAUCUAACCCGCAAUGAAUACCUUAAAUUAGAGUUAAAGCGAGAACCAGAAGCAAAUGGAUAUUGAAAUGUUGGACAUUUUUGUGAUGUUUUUAUUUUUAGGCUAUUGUUAAAGGGAUGCACAUAUAUAGUAAUAUAAGAAAGGCUGGUAAUUGUUAGGAAAUGCUGGAAGUAAAAAUCUCUUUUUAAAGGUGGUUUGUGAA
Sabethes cyaneus is the source of this 1862-nucleotide messenger RNA. It is a transcript of the gene Hnf4, whose product is annotated as hepatocyte nuclear factor 4-gamma. NCBI's taxonomy places the organism in Eukaryota, Metazoa, Arthropoda, Insecta, Diptera, Culicidae. Gene Ontology annotation, biological process: regulation of transcription by RNA polymerase II; cell differentiation; anatomical structure development. The record is from RefSeq and is a predicted model, not a curated record. Gene Ontology annotation, molecular function: nuclear steroid receptor activity; nuclear receptor activity; zinc ion binding. Gene Ontology annotation, cellular component: nucleus. The transcript is spliced from 7 exons. The coding region runs from base 92 to 1726 and encodes 544 amino acids.